Molecule: messenger RNA, 950 nt
Organism: Panicum hallii
Lineage: Eukaryota; Viridiplantae; Streptophyta; Magnoliopsida; Poales; Poaceae
Product: thioredoxin Y, chloroplastic-like
Exons: 4
Coding region: 63-578 (171 amino acids)
Cellular component (GO): cytoplasm
Molecular function (GO): oxidoreductase activity, acting on a sulfur group of donors, disulfide as acceptor; protein-disulfide reductase activity
Source: RefSeq, a predicted model, not a curated record
GGCUGCGCUCGGAGCGAGAGGCCAAGCAGAUAAGGCUCCAGAACACACCCCCCCUCCCCCCCAUGGCGGCCUUCAACACCGCCACCGCGGCCGCCGCGCUGGGGUCGCCGGCUCCGUGCCGGCCCUCCGCCCUCCCCGCGCGUCUGCCGGCGGCUCGGUGGGUGCCGCUCCGCUGCUCGCCGCCGGCCCUGGGCCUCAGGCGUGGGACCGGGCAUUCUCGAAGGGGUUCAGCAGCCUCUCUCCGGGUGGAAGCUAAGAAGCAAACAUUCUCUUCAUUUGAUGAGUUGCUGGAGAAGUCUGAGAAGCCUUUACUAGUUGACUUCUAUGCAACUUGGUGUGGUCCAUGCCAAUACAUGGUUCCCAUACUUCAAGAAGUGAGUGAAAAGUUAAGCGACAAGAUUCAAGUUGUGAAAAUUGAUACUGAGAAGUACACAAGCAUUGCAAGUCGUUACAGAAUUGAAGCACUGCCAACUUUUAUCAUCUUCAAGGACGGGAAACCUUGCUAUCGUUUUGAGGGAGCGUUGCCUGCUAACCAGAUGAUUGAACAGAUUGAGGGUGCUUUGGCUGUCACAGAGUAGCACACAUGGUGAGCAGAGCAGAAAAGUUUUCCGAAAAAUAUGUGCUGCUACCUCGUAACAUGUGCCUCUGCAUGUUAAUUCUUUAUUAUUGUUUCAAAGAUUCUCAUUUUUUCUAUAUCAUUACAGUCUGAAACUAUGAUGUUGAAAAUCUUGUAAUGAUUUGCUACUUGAUCUUUCACUGUAUGGGGCCAACAGAAAUAGCAAAGCAUUCCGAGUCCAAGCAAGUUGGGUAGUCUAGAAAUAAAACCCAACAAGAGCUACCAACAGUAGGACUAAGUUAUAUUUUGUAGAGAACUGUUUUCAGAUCUAAUGCAAUGAACAUUAUUGGACACAUAUUAGAAUUGAUGCAAAAGGAAUGUAUGCCUGUUUUUC